UACCCGGAAGUUCGACAUGUACAUCCAGACAGCUCGACUUGUAAAUCUAUCCGCUGAAGUUCCUGUGAAUCUGCACAGCUAUUGCGGAAACUGGACCACUCUGUCAGUUGCAGAAGAGUCUGCUCCAUGUCCUUCGCAGCAUUUCGUCAAUAACUUUGUAUUAGCUAAUUUCACCGUGAAUGUGCAGUUGAAUAAGGACUUUAGAAAUGGGAGUAUAGCGGUUGUAGGAGUAGCUCCACAGUAUCUUAGCCUAGCCGAGCUCAGCUACUGAGCUGAACUGGACCAGUUAAGGGCAGGUUUGCAUUUCAAGUUGUGCUAAGUUGACUUUUUGUAAAUAAAGGUUUGCUUCCACAUCUUAACAUGGAGUCGUUUGGAGCCAUUGGCACCGUUCUUGGAUGCUCUGCUGGCAUCGUGGUCGGAGGGCUUGUGUUUGCAGCGUACAAACUUGGCUUACUCUACCAGUUGUUUCACAAGACCGAGACCAAGAGCCCACGGCAUGGUGGCGAGAGCGUGGCAGAGGUGCUUCGUGCCCACGGGGUCAAGUACGUUUUCACCCUUGUGGGUGGACACAUCUCACCUAUCCUGGUGGCGUGCGAGAAGAUGGGCAUCCGCAUUGUAGACACCAGACACGAGGCCACUGCUGUCUUCGCUGCUGAUGCUGUGGCACGACUCUCAGGCACUGUUGGUGUAGCCGCAGUGACUGCUGGCCCAGGCCUCACUAACACAGUGACAGCAGUGAAGAAUGCACAGAUGGCUGAAUCUCCAUUGCUGCUCAUGGGAGGAGCUGCUGGUACACUACUUCAGGGCAGAGGAGCGCUGCAAGACAUUGACCAGAUGUCUCUCUUCAAGCCGCUGUGUAAGUUCUGUGCCUCCAUCAGGACUAUCAGGGAGAUUGUGCCUACCGUCAGGAAAGCCCUGGCCAUUGCUCAGUCGGGAACUCCUGGUCCUGUUUUCAUCGAGUUCCCCAUCGAUACGCUCUAUCCCUUUCACCUUGUCUCCAAAGAGUUUGGAGUGAAGAACCCUCCCAAAGGCCUGAUGGGAAAAAUUGUCACAUGGUACCUCAAUAAUCACUUAUUGAACCUAUUUGCUGGAGCCUGGGAAACAAGAGAUGUGUCUCCGCUUCCUGUUGACAUCCCACAAGCCACAGAUGAUCAGGUACAAAAGUGCAUAGAGUUGGUGAGUCGGGCCAAGAAACCAGUAAUUCUGCUGGGUAGCCAAGCAACACUACCCCCAACACCUGUUGAUGAUAUCAGGAAGGCAUUGGAGGACUUGGGCAUCCCAUGCUUUCUAGGGGGCAUGUCCCGUGGCAUGCUGGGUAAAGACAGUCCCAUCCACAUCAGACAGAACAGACGAGAUGCUCUGAAGGAUGCAGACUUGGUGCUCUUAGCAGGCACUGUGUGUGACUUCAGGCUCAGCUACGGCAGAGUUCUCAACAGACGCAGUAAGAUCAUCGCUGUGAACCGAGAUAAGACACAGCUGCUGAAAAACUCAGAUAUGUUCUGGAAACCAACUGUAGCAAUUCAGGGUGACGCUGGUUCAUUCUUAUUGCGGCUUUCAAAAGGCCUGAAGGGCCAUCACUGUCCGGAAGAAUGGCCUCAGAGUCUCAAAGCAGGAGAUCUGACCAAAGAAAAUGCAAACAGGGCUAAAGCUGAUGAGAAAACCGAACAUCACUUAAAUCCCUUGAAAGUCCUCCACUGUGUGGAUGAGCUGAUGUCAGAGGACAGCAUCAUUGUAGCCGAUGGGGGCGAUUUUGUUGGAAGUGCUGCUUACAUAAUGAGACCAAGAGGACCUAUGCGUUGGCUAGAUCCAGGAGCCUUUGGGACCCUGGGAGUUGGAGGAGGAUUUGCCCUGGGGGCAAAACUGUGCCGACCUGAAUCUGAAGUUUGGAUUGUCUAUGGUGAUGGCUCCUUAGGAUACAGUGUCGCGGAGUAUGACACGUUCACUAGGCAUAAGACACCAGUCAUAUCUGUGGUGGGAAAUGAUGCAUGCUGGAGUCAGAUAUCCAGAGAGCAGGUUCCCAUACUCGGCAGCAACGUGGCUUGUGGCCUUGCAUUUACAGAUUAUCAUAUAGUGGCAGACGGUUACGGUGGUAAAGGCUACCUUGUGGGGCGCGAGGACGAGGACAGGCUAAGUGACAUCAUCAAACAGGCUCAGAAGGAGAGCCGAGAGGGCAAGGCUGUACUUCUGAAUGUUAUGAUAGGGAAGACCAACUUUAGAGAGGGCUCUAUUUCUGUAUAGAGCAGCUGUGAUUUCUUGAAACAGUGCAGUCCUCUUCCUUUACCCUUUGGCUCUUCAUAGACUUGUCAGGCUCUAUGAAGGUUUAUAGGAAGAACAUACUGUUGGAUACUCAGCACUGACCAGACCUAUGCUAAUCCUUUGUGCCCUUAAAGCCAUAUUGCUGAGAGGAAAUGACUUUAAAGUACGCAGAUCUUCUUUUAUGAGCAGUCAGUUGCAAUAACACUUCAGGAUCAUACCAGUAACACAUCUGCAAAGUCAUGACUGAUUUGUCAUUAUCAAACGGUGACUGUUCAUAAGCAGCAUUUAUAACAAUGUUUAUAAUGCAUAGCUACCUAAUUCGUUAUCCUGCAUUUAUUUUGGUCAUAAACUAUUAAGUUCUACUUAAGUAAAAAUACAAUAACCCUAGAUCUGCCAGCCGAUAAACUAAAGCUUUAGUUGUGCUUCAUGCUACUUUCAGGUUCAUGUUGUGCUAUCUCAGCUAAUUGCUGCAUUUUAAAAAGGGAAACAGUGAAAAGUGAGGAAACUUGCUUUGUCUUGGGAUUUUACCUCUUCAGGAGCUUGGGGUCAGAUUUUUGAACUCCAAGCAGCCUAUUAUAACUUUAGAUAUUUCUUGCAAAUAUAAACCAGUGACUGAAAUCGUUUGUGAGCGAGUGCAUUGGUUUAAGUUAUGAAAUGUGACCAGUAUGCCUUUCUCUCCUGUUAUCAAAUGAACAUGGAGCCUUUUUAUGAUGAGGAUACAUGAAAUCUAACAGCUGUAAUGUUCUUAAUCAGUUGAUUAUUUGGGAUAAAAAUCUUGUGUUGGAUAUGAUUUUUUAUUCUUUUUUGAAUGUUGAAGAUCGACAAAUGGUAUGUCUUUCAGUGUUUGAUUGUGUCUUGGAAUACAUUGGUAUGUAUAUAUUGAAAA
Acanthopagrus latus (yellowfin seabream) is the source of this 3142-nucleotide messenger RNA. RefSeq names its product ilvB (bacterial acetolactate synthase)-like (gene ilvbl). Gene Ontology annotation, molecular function: thiamine pyrophosphate binding; magnesium ion binding; flavin adenine dinucleotide binding. The record is from RefSeq and is a predicted model, not a curated record. Gene Ontology annotation, biological process: L-valine biosynthetic process. Bases 361 to 2238 code for a protein of 625 amino acids. The transcript is spliced from 14 exons. Gene Ontology annotation, cellular component: acetolactate synthase complex. NCBI's taxonomy places the organism in Eukaryota, Metazoa, Chordata, Actinopteri, Spariformes, Sparidae.